AUGUAUAUUUAAGCCCAUCGUCCACCUUUCUUUCUCUCACUCACCACAUCUCCAACUUCACAACUUCCCCACUUGACUACAACUUUGCGAUCUUGCAACCUCAAAACCUCAAUUACGCCCCACAAUACUCGACAUUAUACCAAGAAUCACCAAAAUGCACACCAACACUACCUCGCUCCGGAAGCCAAUGGGCGUUCGAAAAGUAAACGUCUACAUGGGUAAAGCCAACAACCGAAUCAUUGUGGCCGAAGGCGUUCCCGUGGACCUGCUGGUGAACUUUUCCGGUUUGGCCAAGAACCAACUCCAGAAUACCAACAACUCUCUGUCUAUCAAGGACAGCAAUAAGUCAAUCGUCAAGUGGACUCUCAAAUACAUGAUGUCUGGAGAGCUAGAGUCGGAAUUUGCUCAGAUCUGGGCUAUGAAGACUUCCGAUGUUUGCAUGCUACACGAUUUCGCCAAGUACUUCCAGUGCCCUCGACUGGUCCACCGUGUAGAGCCAGUCAUUCGUUCUCGCAUCUCGGACAUGGUUAUACUUAUCCUCCAGCCUAAUCUUGAGAACCACGAGCCCACCAUGAAACUUGCCAAGGACAGCAAGUUUGUUGCUAAGCUCCUGGACUAUGCUGUUCAGCGCGCCUUGGCUGCUCGAAUUGCUCGAGGCAAGGCUUACUACGCGCGUAUCGAACAGGCCAAGAAGAAUAGGGCUGCAGAGCGCAACAAGCACAACAAAUCCCAGGUGGUCUGCUACACCCGCGGAAAGAAGGGUCACAUUUCCCGGUAUUGCAACUACGUCAAGACGGUGGAAGUCGACAAUGGCGGCGUGCGAACUUGCACCCGCCAGGUUCGCCCUGGAGAAGUCACGCGUACAGGCCUCAUCAUCUGAGUUGAGGAACUCUUGUGGCUUCGAUAGAUUGUGACC
This is a messenger RNA of Periconia digitata, 916 nucleotides long. Lineage: Eukaryota; Fungi; Ascomycota; Dothideomycetes; Pleosporales; Periconiaceae. The record is from the annotation of a GenBank genome assembly.